GCGUGGGAAUCCCAUCGGAGGUUCUGCGGGGAGAAGCCUGGAGGCUCCGCCUUCUCCACCGCGCACACUCGUUCUUCCUUUCAUUGCUACCUCUUGCGGACUCCACUUGUCAGGACUUUCUUUACCCUAGCCUUCGGACUUUCUAAACCCCAGCCCUCUUCGUCAUUUGUCUCUGGGCAGUUCUGCCCCAAGUAGGUUAGUGCCUGGUGCAAAGCCGCACCAGAGGACCCAGGCGCCCCCUAGCGGUCAUAGUGAAAGCGCGGGGCUAAAUAGGCUGCGCGCUGCCCUCGGUCCCGGGACGGAAACCAGUGCCCCAGGCGGCAAGGAGCUUGGCGCCUCUCAAAGAUGCUGAGGUCUGGCGAAGUCCACACGGGAACGACCAUCAUGGCAGUGGAGUUUGACGGAGGUGUUGUAGUGGGUUCUGACUCCCGGGUGUCUGCAGGAGAGGCGGUGGUAAACCGGGUGUUCAAUAAGCUGUGUCCACUACAUGAACGCAUCUACUGUGCCCUCUCUGGGUCGGCCGCGGACGCCCAAGCCAUGGCUGACAUGGCCUCCUACCAACUGGAGCUCCAUGGGUUGGAACUGGAAGAAUGUCCGCUUGUCCUAUCUGCUGCCAACGUGAUAAGGAAUCUCUCUUAUAAAUAUCGGGAGGACCUGUCUGCACAUCUCAUAGUAGCUGGCUGGGACCAACGUGACGGGGGCCAAGUGUAUGGAACCCUGGGAGGAAUGCUGACUCGCCAGCCCUUCACCAUCGGUGGCUCCGGCAGCACCUACAUCUAUGGUUAUGUGGAUGCGGCAUAUGAGCCAGGCAUGUCCCCUGAGGAGUGCAGGAGUUUCACCACCAAAGCUAUCACUCUGGCCAUGAACCGGGAUGGCUCCAGUGGGGGUGUCGUCUACCUGGUCACCAUCACAGCUGCUGGCGUGGACCAUCAAGUAAUCUUGGGUAAUGACCUGCCGAAAUUCUAUGACAAGUGAAUCUUCCUCAUACCUCCUUUCCUUUCCUUAUUUUGUAAUAAACUCUCUGGUUUAUUCUGGGACCAGCAUCUGGUGUGGUCAAGGGAAAAUGGGUGCUCAAGGAGAUGAAACCUGGGGGAGAGGGCUUCUUCCCUCCCGGAAGCUAGAUACCCUUUCUUAAUGUGUUCAUUCACAUUAAAGAUCAAUACAUGA
Molecule: messenger RNA, 1167 nt
Organism: Suricata suricatta (meerkat)
Lineage: Eukaryota; Metazoa; Chordata; Mammalia; Carnivora; Herpestidae
Gene: PSMB9
Product: proteasome subunit beta 9
Exons: 6
Coding region: 346-975 (209 amino acids)
Cellular component (GO): proteasome core complex
Molecular function (GO): threonine-type endopeptidase activity
Source: RefSeq, a predicted model, not a curated record